Molecule: messenger RNA, 1884 nt
Organism: Bufo bufo (common toad)
Lineage: Eukaryota; Metazoa; Chordata; Amphibia; Anura; Bufonidae
Product: gastrula zinc finger protein XlCGF26.1-like
Exons: 2
Coding region: 1-1884 (627 amino acids)
Biological process (GO): regulation of transcription by RNA polymerase II
Molecular function (GO): RNA polymerase II cis-regulatory region sequence-specific DNA binding; DNA-binding transcription factor activity, RNA polymerase II-specific
Source: RefSeq, a predicted model, not a curated record
AUGAAAUUUAAGGAAACUCGACAAGGUGAAAGGUCAUUUAAAUGUCCAGAAUGUGGGAAAUCAUUUAUUACAAAAACAAAUCUUGUUGAACAUCAGAGAAUUCACACAGGAGAGAAACCGUAUUCAUGUACAGAAUGUGAGAAGUGUUUUCGUCAGAAGUCAAAUCUUUUUCGACAUCAGAGAAUUCACACAGGAGAGAAGCCGUUUUCAUGUACAGAAUGUGAGAAGAGUUUUAGUCAUAAAAUAAAUCUUGCAAGUCAUGAGAAAAUUCACACAGGAGAGAAGCCGUUUUCAUGUACAGAAUGUGAGAAGUGUUUUCGUCAGAAGUCAAUUCUUUUUCGACAUCAGAGAAUUCACACAGAAGAGAAGCCGUUUUCAUGUACAGAAUGUGAGAAGUGUUUUAGUCAAAAGUCAGAUCUUGUUCGACAUCAGAUUAUUCAUACAGGGAUAAAGCCAUUUAAAUGUACAGAAUGUGAGAAGAGUUUUAGUCAUAAAAUAAGUCUUGCACGUCAUGAGAAAAUUCACACAGGAGAGAAGCCGUUUUCAUGUACAGAAUGUGAGAAGUGUUUUAGUCGGAAGUCACAUCUUGUUCAACAUCAGAGAAUUCACACAGGAGAGAAGCCGUUUUCAUGUACAGAAUGUGAGAAGAGUUUUAGUCAUAAAAUAAAUCUUGUACAUCAUGAGAGAAUUCACACAGGAGAGAAGCCGUUUUCAUGUACAGAAUGUGAGAAGUGUUUUAGUCAAAAGUCAGAUCUUGUUCAACAUCAGAUUAUUCAUACAGGGAUAAAGCCAUUUAAAUGUACAGAAUGUGAGAAAUGUUUUAAUGAUAAAUCAACUCUUUUGAAACAUUUAAAAAUUCACACGAGGAAAACUGAACACAGACUGGGUGAAAUGUCAACAAGAGCUAAAUGUAGGAAACCUUUAGAAAUGAAAUUUAAGAAAACUCGACAAGGUGAAAGGUCAUUUAAAUGUCCAGAAUGUGGGAAAUCAUUUAUUACAAAAACAAAUUUUAUUGAACAUCAGAGAAUUCACACAGGAGAGAAACCGUAUUCAUGUACAGAAUGUGAGAAGUGUUUUCGUCAGAAGUCAAUUCUUGUUCAACAUCAGAGAAUUCACACAGGAGAGAAGCCGUUUUCAUGUACAGAAUGUGAGAAGAGUUUUAGUCAUAAAAUAAAUCUUGCACGUCAUGAGAAAAUUCACACAGGAGAGAAGCCGUUUUCAUGUACAGAAUGUGAGAAGUGUUUUCUUCAGAAGUCACAUCUUGUUCAACAUCAGAGAAUUCACACAGGAGAGAAGCCGUUUUCAUGUACAGAAUGUGAGAAGUGUUUUCGUCAGAAGUCAAUUCUUUUUCGACAUCAGAGAAUUCACACAGAAGAGAAGCCGUUUUCAAGUACAGAAUGUGAGAAGUUUUUUUGUCAGAAGUCAAUUCUUUUUCGACAUCAGAGAAUUCACACAGAAGAGAAGCCGUUUUCAUGUACAGAAUGUGAGAAGUGUUUUAGUCAAAAGUCAGAUCUUGUUAAACAUCAGAUUAUUCAUACAGGGAUAAAGCCAUUUAAAUGUACAGAAUGUGAGAAGAGAUUUAGUCAUAAAAUAAAUCUUGCACGUCAUGAGAAAAUUCACACAGGAGAGAAGCCGUUUUCAUGUACAGAAUGUGAGAAGUGUUUUCUUCAGAAGUCACAUCUUGUUCAACAUCAGAGAAUUCACACAGGAGAGAAGCCGUUUUCAUGUACAGAAUGUGAGAAGUGUUUUAGUCAAAAGUCAGAUCUUGUUCAACAUCAGAUUAUUCAUACAGGGAUAAAGCCAUUUAAAUGUACAGAAUGUGAGAAAUGUUUUAAUGAUAAAUCAAAUCUUUUGAAACAUUUAAAAAUUCACACGAGGAAGUAG